Molecule: messenger RNA, 1208 nt
Organism: Merops nubicus (carmine bee-eater)
Lineage: Eukaryota; Metazoa; Chordata; Aves; Coraciiformes; Meropidae
Product: multidrug resistance protein 3-like
Exons: 7
Biological process (GO): transmembrane transport
Cellular component (GO): membrane
Molecular function (GO): ATP hydrolysis activity; ATP binding; ABC-type transporter activity
Source: RefSeq, a predicted model, not a curated record
AUUGCCACAGAAGCCAUUGAAAAUAUUAGAACUGUUGCUAGUUUGACCCGAGAAAGAAAAUUUGAGUUGAUGUACAGAGAGCACUUGUGUGGACCAUACAGAAAUUCUGUGAAGAAGGCACAUAUAUUCGGCUUUUGUUUUGCCCUUUCACAAGCUAUGAUGUUCUUUACCUAUGCUGGCUGUUUCCGGUUUGGUGCCUAUCUGGUGGCAAAUGCAUACAUGGAAUAUAAAGAUGUGUUUUUAGUGUUUUCAGCUGUUGUAUUUGGUGCAAUGGCAUUAGGACAAAGCAGCUCUUUUGCUCCGGACUAUGCCAAAGCCAAGAUAUCAGCAGCCUACUUGUUUCUGCUCUUUGAAAGCGUACCCUCAAUAGACAGUUACAGCGAGGAAGGAAGGAAGCCUGAAACAUUUGGUGGAAACGUAAUGAUCAAAGAUGUGGUAUUUAACUACCCAAACCGACCAGAAGUCAAAAUCCUACAAGGUUUGAAUCUACAAGUAGAAAAAGGACAAACUCUGGCUCUUGUUGGCAGCAGUGGCUGUGGAAAGAGCACAGUUGUUCAGCUGCUUGAGAGAUUUUAUGAUCCACUCAAUGGAGAAAUGCUUUUUGAUGGCCAAAAUGCAAAGACACUAAACCUCCGUUGGCUGAGAGCGCAGAUCGGCAUCGUCUCACAAGAGCCCAUCCUGUUUGACUGCACCAUUGCCGAAAACAUCGCCUACGGGGAUAACAGCCGGCAGGUCUCGCACGAGGAGAUCGUCAGUGCAGCUAAAGAAGCCAACAUCCAUUCCUUCAUUGAAUCCCUGCCAGAUAAAUACAGCACACGUGUGGGAGACAAAGGAACUCAGCUCUCCGGUGGUCAGAAACAACGUAUCGCUAUCGCCCGAGCUCUCAUACGGCAGCCCCAGAUCCUGUUACUGGAUGAAGCCACCUCUGCCUUAGAUACAGAAAGUGAAAAGAUAGUGCAGGAGGCGCUGGAUAAAGCCAGAGAAGGCCGCACCUGCAUCGUGAUAGCUCACCGCCUCUCCACCAUCCAGAGCGCCGACAAGAUCGCUGUCAUCCAGAACGGCAAGGUCGUAGAGCAAGGGACCCACCAGCAGCUCCUGGCCGAAAAAGGCAUCUACUAUUCUCUGGUCAAUGUUCAGAGUGGGUCGUGCAACAUGUAAAUUAAAGGCAGUAUUUAUCUCUGAAUUGUCACUGUAAUUAUUUCAGUACU